GUCAGACACAUGCUGUGGUAGGGCUCCACUAGGGGGUUCUAGUGCAGAUAAUGUUUGCCUAAUUGAUGAACGGGUCAGACGUCGAUGAGGGAACAAUUGACGAUGCAAGACUGACACGUUCGAGAUCACGUAGGAUCCCGCACGUGUUUCAGACCCUACAACCUGGAGACGAAGGAUGGCUUCGUGCCAAACGCAGAGCCCGUGCACUAGCAGCAGCUAGGGAAACAGCGAACGCCGUACCUAGGGAACAGGCUGCAGCAGCAGCCAAGGCAGUAGCCAUGUCUUCUGCAGCAGCAUCCUCGGUUGCGUCCUCGUCUGGGACCAAUGGGACCAUGUUGGGAAUGCCCACAGGGUCCAUGGGUACUUCCAAUUCAGUAGGUUCUCGGCAGUCUACAAGUCAAAUGGCGGGCUCGCAGUUCAGCCCGUUGACCCCACGCGAAAGGGAGCUUAGAGAGCUCCAACAGGUCGAAAGGAUCCGUGAACGAUUAGAGAGGGAACCGAAGCAAGCAACUGAUAGAGAAAGAGAAAUUAAAAAUAGAACAGCCAGGCUUGACACGUUAGAGGGAGACAAAGCUGAGUUAGAGGGUAUGGAUAAGUCAGGACUGUAUGACUCAAUAGAAAUAUUGAAGAACCAUAUGUUGUCGUUGCAUGCGCACGUGGACAGCCGAUUGGACUUUAUGCAGAACACCCUAGACCAGAUCCUGGACAUUUUGCAAAGGCCAGGAUUUAGGCCACCAGCACAGUCGUCGUUGCCGUUAACGGCGAUGUCUGGCCCCUUUCCCGUACAAGCUGGCACACAACCAAGUGGCACAUCUGCAGCAGUCUCACAGACUGUUGCUUCUUCUUCGGGUCCAGCAGUGGGAGCUACACCACCGCAACAACCUGUUCCUCCACAGGGACAGUCGCAAGGUCUUUGGUAUCAUAAGACCCCUAUGAAACCGCCUCUUGCCUUUUCGAGCGAGAAGAAGGACGAAGAGCUCAACACUUGGUUGAGAACAGUUCCGGUUUGGGUGAAGGCAAAGAGGACUUUGCAGGACGAGGAGGUGAUUACUGUUGCAUCUUACCUCGAGGAUAAGUUUGUCGUGGUUUACCUUGACGACAUUCUGAUCUUUAGUAAGUCUGCCGAGGAGCAUGCACAACACGUUGAGAUUGUACUUUCACUCCUGCGACAACACAAGUAUAAGGUCAACCUAGAGAAGUGUGAGUUUGGGCGCACUAAGAUAUUAUACUUGGGUCAUGAAGUAUCCGCGGAAGGGAUUAGGCCGGAAGAUGCGAAGGUGGCUAGUAUAAGGGACUGGCCACGACCUCAGACUGUUACUGAGGUCAGAUCUUUCCUAGGAAUGUGUGGCUUCUAUAGGAACUUCGUAAAGAACUAUUCUACUGUCGCCUCUUCUUUGACAGAUCUAACUCGACUUGACACGCCAUGGGACUGGAGUGAUGAGUGCGAGGCUGCUUUCAAACGAUUGAAGCAUGCACUCAUGAAUCAUGAGGUUCUUAUUGUUCCCGAUCCUCAAAAGCCAUUCAUAGUGACCACUGACGCAAGCCAAUAUAGCAUUGGCGCAGUGCUGGCUCAGCAGGAUGGGAAGAAGUUGAGACCGAUUGAGUACAUGAGUAAGAAGAUGUCAUCUCAGAAACUGGCAAAGUCCACCUAUGAAAGGGAACUCUAUGCUCUCUACAAGGCACUUGUCCAUUGGAGACAUUUUUUGUUGGGACGGUUCUUCUAUUUGAGGACUGACCAUCAGACACUCAAAUGGAUCAAGACUCAACCGACUCUUUCUAAUGCACUCAAGCGAUGGAUUGAGGUCAUAGAUCAAUAUGACUUCAAGCUUGAGUAUCUGAAGGGAGAGUACAACAAGGUUGCAGAUGCGCUAUCACGCAGGGCAAACUACCUAGGGGCGCUAGUUUCUAACUUUGGUGUAUCGGAAGAAGUAACUCAAUCAUUGGUGGGGGCACAUCAUGCGCAAACUUCAGGCAAAAGACAAGGCCACGAAAAAGAUGUCCGAUUCACAAGUGAGUUGUGGAAGAAGAUUGUGGAACAGAUGGGCAGUCAACUUCAGAUGACUUCAGGGAAUCGACAGGCCGAGCAAAUGAACAGAGUUGUACAUCACUUGUUGAGGCAUUACAUCAAGCCCAGCCAGGAUGAUUGGGAUGAGAAGUUGCCUCUCAUCGCCAGCCUGAACAACAAUGCUGUACACAGCAGUACCGGCGUCAGUCCUAAUCAGCUACACUUGGGAUGGAAGCCUAGAUCAGCUCUAGACUUCCUCCUACCUGAAAACCGAUCCUCUGCAACUCCAGGCACACUUGAGAAUGGUGUGCAGUAUGAUAAGUUGCUGCAGCAAGCUGUCGAGGACAUCAAGAAAGCUCGGCAAGCAAUAAUUGCUUUUGAGAACAAGCAUCGACGACAGUCCUCAUUUCAGGUAGGGGAACGUGUCUGGGUAAAGGAUAGUGAGCUAGGACAGGAAUUCAACAUCUCUCGAAAACUAAUGCCUCAGUAUUUUGGUCCCUGGGAAGUCCUAGAUAUAGUGGGAGAUGAGAUGGAUGGUCCUACCUAUGUUAUCCGUAUCCCUGGACACCUACGCACUUACCCUGUCUUUCAUGCCUCAAAGCUUGCACCUUUCGCUGAGACGGAUCAAUUCCCUUCAAGGAGAUCGAUGCUGCCCCCAACCAUGGAUGGUCAAGUGGACAUCAACGACAUUGUGGAUCACAGAGAUCUGCCUGUUCAGAAGCCAUUGGGUAGAGCAAGACCUCCUAAACCCAAGAGAGAAUAUCGCAUCAGAUUCAGGCAUCAUACGGAUCCAAAAGAAUACCGGUGGUUCACCAGAGAGGAACUGAUUGACACAGCUCCUCAGGUGGUGGCAGAUUAUGAACGGAAGCUAAAAGGGAAGGCUCCUGCGAAGUAAGCAUCUCAGCGGACUUUCGAAGCUAAGGGGGAUGGAAUGUGAGGAUUGAGCCCUCAAGAAGGGGCCUUGCCAUGAUGUACAUGUUCUGGGCUAAGGCCCCAGCAAGCCUCGUGCCCGCCCUAAGUGAAGGCGGGCCAGCAAAUCAACAAGAGCCCUCUG
Molecule: messenger RNA, 3059 nt
Organism: Chara braunii
Lineage: Eukaryota; Viridiplantae; Streptophyta; Charophyceae; Charales; Characeae
Source: the annotation of a GenBank genome assembly